UCCCAGCUGUUAAGGGAGCUUGUGAAGCAAGCCAGAGUUCACAUGAAAACAUUUAUUGUUGCUGACUGGAAGCAAUGACUGGAGUGGAAAGCGACCGUUUUUCCCAGCACUUAGCCAAUGUCUAUUUCUCUAUAUUUGCGCUUUUCUGUUUCAAGUUAUUUGUUAAAAUUAGCCUCGCCAUUCUGAGCCACUUCUACAUAGUCAAAGGGAACCGUAAAGAAGCGGCACGAAUAGCAGCAGAGUUUUAUGGGGUUACUCAAGGACGUGGUUCUUGGGCUGAUCGCUCACCUUUACAUGAAGCAGCCAGUCAAGGUCGGCUUCUAUCCCUCAAAACGUUACUUGCCCAGGGUCAAAAAGCAAAUACAUUGACAAUUGAUCACGUUACCCCACUCCAUGAUGCCUGCCUGGGAAAACAUGUAGCCUGUGCCAAAGCUCUUAUAGAGGCAGGAGCCAAUACAAAUGCCAUCACUAUAGAUGGAGUGACUCCAUUGUUCAAUGCUUGUUCCAGUGGCAGUGCACCUUGUGUGGGCCUCUUAUUACAGAAUGGUGCAAAACCUCAAGGACUUGAGUUUUGGGCUUCAGCCAUCCAUGAAGCAGCAAGCAAAGGUCACAGUGAUUGUGUGGAAGUGCUUAUCUCCUGGGGUGUGGACAUAGACCAAGAUAUUUCUUACCUGGGAACUCCCCUCUAUGUAGCUUGUGUCCAUCAACAGUUGCAUUGUAUGAAGAAACUGCUCCAUGCAGGAGCCAGUGUCCAGAAAGGGAGACAACAGGAUACUCCAUUGCACGCUGCUUCCCGGCAGUCCAAUCUAGAUAUUGUCAUGUUGCUGCUUGACUUUGGAGCCAACAUCAGUGCAAGAAAUGCUGAAGCCAAACGACCUGUAGAAGUAGCAAUUGCAAGUAGUCCAGUGGAUAGAUUGCUUCUCCAUUAUGAAGCAACUCCAAACUCCCUCUGCCAGCUGUGUCGACUGUGUGUUAGAGGUUGUCUAGGGAGAUCCAGACUGAAUCUCAUUCCACAGCUUGAACUACCUAAAUUACUGAUGGACUUUCUGCACUAUCAGUAGCCUGCUUCUCUUGUCUACUCCCAACAAUCACUGUUGUAAGCAGAUUUAAGGUUUUGACUUUUUGUUCCUUUCUGUAUAUAGUUAUUAAAAAUUAUUGUAAUAUAGUUUGGAAAAGACAGUUAACAUUCUUUGUAUGCUUUCUCAGUCUGUGCAAACAUAUAUAGUGUAACAUGUUAUGAAAUGAGCUUGACUAAUGCCUUGUUCACAGUGAAGCCAUUUAAUUUUCUUCCCCCCACCUCUCAAAGACGUACACACUGUGAGGGCGUUUCUCUGAACGUUAAUAAACUUUUAAGUUUGAAGGCCUGAAGUCCUUCAUAUUCUAACACUUAAGGCUAUUGUCUUAAAAUGUAAAAUCAGGUGCUACAGUUCAGAGGAAAUUUAAUUUCCAAAUCAAAGACUCUUUUCCAAAAUUCUCCACAAUCUUGAGUUUAACAACCAAAUUCUUAACAACAACAAAUUGCAUUUGUAUAGCGCCUUUCACAUCAG
Messenger RNA from Callorhinchus milii (elephant shark), 1547 nucleotides. It is a transcript of the gene asb5b, whose product is annotated as ankyrin repeat and SOCS box containing 5b. Lineage: Eukaryota; Metazoa; Chordata; Chondrichthyes; Chimaeriformes; Callorhinchidae. Gene Ontology annotation, biological process: intracellular signal transduction; positive regulation of protein catabolic process; protein ubiquitination. Gene Ontology annotation, molecular function: protein binding. The transcript is spliced from 7 exons. The coding region runs from base 75 to 1061 and encodes 328 amino acids. The record is from RefSeq and is a predicted model, not a curated record.